This is a messenger RNA of Osmerus eperlanus (European smelt), 5661 nucleotides long. Its product is annotated as NACHT, LRR and PYD domains-containing protein 3-like. The record is from RefSeq and is a predicted model, not a curated record. Bases 213 to 4517 code for a protein of 1434 amino acids. The transcript is spliced from 18 exons. Gene Ontology annotation, biological process: intracellular signal transduction. Gene Ontology annotation, molecular function: protein binding. NCBI's taxonomy places the organism in Eukaryota, Metazoa, Chordata, Actinopteri, Osmeriformes, Osmeridae.
UGAGUACCUACGCCUACAUCGUGAAGUUUGUAAAACGAAAAAUAUAAUUAAAAUACGCUCCGAAAAUCUAAAACGUUAUGCUUGUCAUUAAACGGAAUCCAGAUGAAGGAUAACUAAAGACAAAGAUAACUCGAACAUUCUGCGAAUCGUCACAAGUUUUCUAAAGCAAGAAAAUAGAAAACUGUUCAAAAACAGGGGGAUGCUGCACUAAAAUGAGUCUCUCUGGGGAGAAAGAGAAGGGGGGCUCUGCCUCUAAAACAAGUCUUUCUCAAGAACAUGACAUGGACACUGAAGCUGAAAGUCCAAUCCAGCAGGAGAGAUCAGCCUCACCUGUACCCAGCUGUGUGUCCAUGAAGAGUGACAGAUCCAUGGGUCCUCCUCCCAAGUUCAGUGAUGGAGACAGACCUGCUGAUGAGAACGAGAUCAAACAGCAGAGAUCAGUCUCUCCUGUACCCAGCUGUGUAUCCAUGAAGAGUGACAGGUCUAUGGGUCCUCCUCCCAAGUUCAGUGAUGGAGACGGACCUGCUGAUGAGAAAGACAUCAAACAGCAGAGACCAGCCUCACCGGUACCCAGCUGUGUGUCCAUGAAGAGUGACAGGUCUAUGGGUCCACCUCCCAAGUUCAGUGAUGGAGGCGGACCUGCUGAUGAGAACGAGAUCAAACAGCAGAGAUCAGUCUCUCCUGUACCCAGCUGUGUAUCCAUGAAGAGUGACAGGUCUAUGGGUCCACCUCCCAAGUUCAGUGAUGGAGACAGACCUGCUGAUGAGAAAGAUUUUACCAGGAUCAAACAGCAGAGAUCAGCCUCACCGGUACCCAGCUGUGUGUCCAUGAAGAGUGACAGGUCUAUGGGUCCUCCUCCCAAGUUCAGUGAUGGAGACGGACCUGCUGAUGAGAAAGAGAUCAAACAGCAGAGAUCAGCCUCACCGGUACCCAGCUGUGUGUCCAUAAAGAGUGGCAGAUCUAUGGGUCCUCCUCCCAAGUUCAGUGAUGGAGGCAGACCUGCUGAUGAGAAAGAUGAAGAAAAGGUGAAAUCAGAGUCCGAGCAGAGUCAUCAUGAAGAUGUUUCCUCCAUAUUCAUGCAACUUGAGGAGGCUGCAAUUACUUUUUUCAAGUAUGAGUUGAGAAGACUCCAGCAAGUUCUAAGUUCAGAUCUCCCAGAAGGAGUACAGUGUCAGACAGAGGAUCAGGACAUUGUGGACCCUGAAUAUCAGAAACAAGAGAGCAGUGCCAAAAAGGGAGCUCUGAAGAUCACAUUGCACCUCCUGAGGAUCAUGAACCAGAAGAAGCUUGCUGACAAACUGGAGAGAAAUGAGCUUCUUGUGAUUUGCCAACAUCAACUGAAAUCCAAACUGAAGAACAAGUUUAAAAAUGUGUUUGAGGGAAUAAAUAAAGGAAAACAAACACCUCUCAGUAAGGUCUACACAGAUCUCUACAUUACAGAAGAUGAUGGAAAGCUUGACGAUGAACAGAUGAGACAGAUAGAGAAAGCAUCCAUAAAUGCACCCAAGAAAUCAAAGACAGCCAUCACAUGCAGUGACAUGUUCAAACCCUCACCUGAACAAAACCAACCAAUCAGAACUGUUCUGACAAAGGGAGAUGCUGGUGUCGGAAAAACAUUCUCUGUGCAUCAGUUCAUUAUGGACUGGGCUGAAGGGAGAGCCAACCAGGAUAUCAAGUUCAUCUUUCCACUCCCAUUUCGAGAGCUGAAUCAGUUGAAAGAGGCCACACUCAGUUUGAUGGGACUUCUUCAUUACUUCUUGGUUGAAACCAAAGACUUUGGAAUCUCUGACUACAACAAGUACAACACUCUGUUUGUCUUUGAUGGUCUAGAUGAGUGCCGAUUGCCCCUAGACUUUCAAAAUAACAAGAGUGUCUCUGAUGUCACGCAGCAAACCUCAGUGGAUGAGCUGUUGACAAACCUCAUUAAGGGGAAUCUGCUUCCCUCUGCAUCCAUCUGGAUAACCACUCGGGCUGCAGGAGCCAUUGAGAUCCCUCCUGAGUAUGUUGACCGUGUAACGGUGGUACGAGGGUUCAAUGAGUCACAGAAGGCAGAGUACUUCAUGAAGAGAAUCAGUGAUGAAAACAUGGCCAAAAGAAUAAUAUCACACAUCACAAAAUCGGUUGUCCUCAACACAAUGUCUGAAGUUCCAGUCUUCUCGUGGACUUCUGCUACAGUUCUUGAGGACAUGCUCAACAUGGAUAAGAGUGGGGAGAUGCCCAAGACUGUGACUGAGAUGUACACACACUUCCUUGUGUUACAGACCAAACAGAAGAAUGUGAAGUAUCAUGGGAAAACUGAGACAGAUCCACACUGGGAUGAAGAGAGCAUCAAGACUAUUUAUUCACUGGGAGAAAUGGCCUUUCAACAACUAAACAAAGGCAAACUGCAUUUUUAUGAAGAAGACCUGAUGCAAUGUGGCAUCAAUCUCCAAGAUGCCUCAUGGUACUCAGGAGUGUUCACACAGAUCUUCAAAGAGCAGCGUGGACUCUACCACAACAAGGUCUUUCGUUUCACUUAUCAGAGCAUGCAGGAGUACCUGGCUGCGUUGUUCGUAUCUCUGAUGUUCAUCAACAAAAACGAGAAUUGGAUACAUGAACCUCAUUCAAAGUCUAAAAAAGCAAUGCCGCUGUCCGAGCUUCACAAGGCUGCUGUGGACAAGGCUUUAAGCAGUCCCAAUGGACACAUGGACUUUUUCCUUCGAUUCCUUUUGGGCCUUUCAGUGGAGUCCAAUCAGAAGCUCUUACGAGGUAUCCUGACACAGACAGGAAAUGGCCAUGAGAAAACAGUCGAGUACAUCAAGAAGAAGAUCAGAAAGAAUCCCUCUCCGGAGAGAUGCAUGAAUCUGUUCCACUGUCUGAAUGAACUGAAUGACCAGUCUCUGGGGAAGGAGAUCCAACAUUACCUGAGCUCAGGAAGUCUCUCCAAUGAGAAGCUCUCACCUACACAGUGGUCAGCUCUGGUCUUUGUGUUGCUGACUUUAGAAGAGACGAUGGAUGCGUUUGACCUGAAGAAGUACUUCAGAUCAGAGACAGGUCUUCUAAAGCUUCUGCCAGUUGUCAAAGGCUCUAAAAAGGUUCUGCUUGACAACUGUAACCUGUCCAAAAACUGCUGUAAAGAACUGGCGUCAGCUCUGUCCGGCUCAAAGGUCAAAGAGUUGGACCUGAGUAACAACAACCUCCAGGAUUCAGGAGUGAAGAUGUUGUGUUCAGGAUUAGGACAACUACAGCUGGAGAGACUGAGGCUUUCGCAUUGUGGGCUCACAAAGGAAAUCUGUGCUUUGCUGGUCUCAGCCCUGUCCAACCCCUCAAGUUAUAAAGAGCUGGACCUGAGCUACAAUCAUCUUCGAGACUCAGGAGUGGAGCUGAUCUCUUCUGGAUUGAACAAUUCAUACUGGAAACUUGAGACUCUGAGGCUAUCGGGCUGUCUUGUCACAGAAAAAGGCUGUGACUUUCUGGCUACAGCUCUGAAGUCAAACCCUGACUACCUGAGAGAGCUGGACUUGAGUAACAACGACCUGCAAGAUUCAGGAGUGAAGCUGCUCUCUGAUGAACUGGGGAAUUCACAAUGUAAACUGAAGACACUUAGACUGUCAGGCUGUCUUGUCACAAGAAUAGGCUGUGGCUUUCUGGCUACAGCUCUGAAGUCAAACCCUGACUACCUGAGAGAGCUAGACCUGAGUAACAACGACCUGCAAGAUUCAGGAGUGAAGCUGCUCUCUGAUGAACUGGGGAAUUCACAAUGUAAACUGGAGACACUUAGGCUCUCUGGCUGUAUGAUUACAGAGGAAGGGUGUGCUUCUCUGGCCUCAGCUCUGAGGUUUAACCCCUCCCACCUGAGGGAACUGGACCUGAGCUACAAUCAUCCAGGGGGAAAAGGACUUGAGCUGCUCUCUGUUGGACUGAAGGAUCCACAGUCCAGACUGAAGAAACUCAAUGUGGAUAAUGGUGGAGAGCACAGAAUCAAACCUGGGCUUAGAAAAUAUGCCUGUAAGCUCACGCUGGACCCAAACACGACAAACAAACGCCUUUCUCUCUCUGAGGAGAACAGAAAGGUGACAUGGGGAAAAGAGAAGCAGCCGUAUCAUGAUCACUCAGAGAGAUUUGAGGGCUGCUGUCCACAGGUGCUGUGUAGAGAGGGUCUGUCUGGGCGCUGUUACUGGGAGGCAGAGUGGAGUGGAGGAGGGGUUUCUAUAGGAGUGGCAUAUAAAUCCAUCAGGAGGCGUGGAGCGGGUGAUGAUUGUAGGUUUGGAUCCAAUGACAAGUCCUGGAGUCUGGACUGUCGUGAUAAAUGUUACCAUCUUUGGCACAAUGAUGAGAACAUUAGCUCAUCUUUCUCUCAGUCUCACAGAGUAGGAGUGUAUCUGGACUGGCCGGCCGGCACUCUGUCCUUCUACACAGUCUCCUCUGACACACUGACCCACCUGCACACAUUCCACACCACAUUCACUGAGCCCCUCUAUCCAGGUUUCAGAGCAGCGUACGAUGAGUCCUCAGUGUCUCUGUGUCUGUUAGAAUAGAUGUCAUUGACAAGCUCUUCUCCUGUCUGGCCCCCCAAUGGUGGAAUCAACUCCCCACCUCCAUCAGGGACACUGACUGUCUCCCCACCUUCAAGAAAAGGCUCAAGACGCACUUGUUCCGGGAGUACAACGGCACUCAGGAAUGCUUGGCUGGACCUGAUGUUAGUUAGUUUCCUCCAGGAUCACAAUGACUAUUGGUAAGUGCCAUUUUUGUUAAUCUUUUGUUGAAUUGUCAAAAACUGUCAAAGAAAGGCACCUAAAUAGCCUCAAUAAUCUUAGAGAGAACUUUGUCAUAACAAAAUGAUUGAUACAAAAGACAAGUUUGUCUCUUGGGUGCCUAAGACUUCUGCACAGGUACUGUACAUUGUCUUGUGUAUAAAUGUUUUGGUCGUUUAUACACUAUAUAUUAUAUAGUGUUUAUAGUAUAUAUUAUUUUCCUUUCUUAAGAUGUUAUGUAGUGUUCAUAUUGUUAUUGGUAAUAUUAGUGAGUGCCAUUUUUGAAAAAUUGAUGCACAAAUAAUUCUAAAUAAUCCUAAAAUACAAAAUGUUGAAUUGUGAAAAUUCUGAAAGAAAGGCAUCUAAAUGGCCUCCUCAAUGAUCUUAAGAGAGAACUUUAUAGACUGAAAACUCUUUUCAGUGGCGAUCAUAGAUUUUUUCUGUUUUGUAAUAUAUAAUGAAACUGUAUAUCAACCAUCAAUAUUCAACUUGUAUACAUAUUAGUACAACAAUAUUAGUUGCUAAAAAUGUAAUGAGCACCAGAAUUGUACCGUGGCACUAAUACAGUUUUCCAGCAUAUUCAGUUUUGACAUACAUGUACUCAUCAUAUAGAUUGUACUCACUCAAUUUGAUCAUUCUCACUUUGACAAAGGAUAGGUGGAUGUAGAAGACUUAGAAUGUUAAUGUGUUUUUGUGGCAGUGAACUGUACAGGAAUUAACUGUAACAUUUCUUAUCUUGGUGUUCAUUACACCCUUGUGAUAUUGCUUACAAUUAUAUACAAAGGUUUCACACUGAUUUGCGUUCAGAAUUUUUGACAUUUACGACAGUAGAUAUGUAGUAGUAGAGCACUUGAACACAGAGCAAGUGGUCCACGGUUUAAAUCACUCCUCUGUGUCUUGCUUUGAAUAAAAUCUGUUUAUGAUUAUG